UUACAUUACAUUUACGUUUUCAUUUUACGCUAUAUUUUACAAAAUUCCAAAAAAGCAUCGACUACCACGUUAAAAUAGACAUUCCUCAAGUCAUUUGAGUAGACAGAGAAAUUUUCAGGAAAUUAAAAUUCAACAGUCUUGGCCAAUUUUUUUCCAAUUUUUUUAAGUUGGCAAUGGAAACAUAUCGUUUUCAUUUUUUUUCCUGUUUGUUCUCUUGCAUAAUUAACAAGCGUCAAAAUAAAACGAGAUAUGAUGCUGGUGGUCUUUUGUCCAUUGAUUGUAAACUUCUGGCAGGUCGUAACUGCUCAGGUUGUAUGGUAUUUUAAUAGCGUGCCAUCUGUACUUAACGGCUUCCAUUUACACCGUUAACAACAACCAACGCUUCGUUUCAUCGCGGUUAAUUCUUAGCGAUCAGCUUAACCACACGAUGGUCGGACCACCAGUGAUCGAAGGAUCUUUGAAAAACACGAUCCACUCGCUCGCCUUUGGCUUGAUAUGUGCCACACUUGCGGUGAACUUCGGCAAAUAUUUUGUGCCUCAUUUUUUCCCAUACAUGGUGGGAAUUUUGAUCGCCAUUGAGGUGGUUUUGUUCUCGUUCGACAGGCCAAAGGAAAAUUAUGAUAAGUACCAAGUCCUAGGCAUAAAGGGUGCGCACUCUAUUGAAGGAGCUGGCUCACCGCAGAUCAUGGUCUCCGCGCCCGGGGAAGACUCUGAAGCUUCGCCUAGGAAACAGCACAGGAUCAAAGAUAAGUUGAAGACCAAGAAAGAUCAGAAGGGACGAAGGGAAAGUGGCGUGCCCGGCUCACCCAACGUGAGACGAGAGAGUGGCGUGCCUGGCUCACCCAAAAGACAAAGUCUUGCUCCACCAUUGAGUCCGGGACAAGAAGCGAUGGAAGCCAUGGGCGACAUGGAGCAAGAGAAAGGAGGAAAAGACAAGACCGAGAAGGAGAAGAAAAAAGAGGAAGACAAAGCGAAAAAGAAAGAAAAAGGAGAAGAGAAGGAAAGACAGAAAGCUGAAAAGAAAGAGCUGAAAGAAAAGGCAAAGGAAGAGGAUGCGGAAAAAAGCGAGAAAAGCGGCUGGAGAAAACGCAAGCCCACUAAACAGGACACUAUAUAAUUAUGCCAAAAUCACCCGUGACUUGUUUAUUGUACCUGUUAUCGUUAUAGCUGGAUAUGGACAGAAAAUAUGUAGUGAAAAGAAUAGAGCCAAUUUCAAGAAGCUAAGACGAAAUGACAUGAAACUUCUUUUAGUUUCACCGUACUGAGUAACUGUUUUGUCUGAAAUACGCACAGGCUUUGUAAAACACGAACCUUAUAGUUUAGAAUUAUUAGCGACAAUAACUCAUCUUCACCUUUUGAAUUCUAGCCAUUUAUAAUGCAUGACAACGCCUUGCUUAAGUCUCCGUGCAACAAAUUAAAGAGAGAUACCUAGUAGUUGUUACUCGCAGGUUCGCUUUUAGUAAGUGAUUUAUAACAACAUAAAAAGGGUUUUGUUGCAAUACAAAUAAUUGACCAUUUUCUGGUAGGCAGAAUAUUGAUUCACGAUAUUAUGCUGUGUAAACACCUUCCAUUUUAAAAAUUAAUGUGGGUAUCUUCUAGUAGAAGGAUAACAAACUUCAUGGUCUAGCUCAGGACUACUUUGUAACUAUUAGCUAUGAUUUGACAACACGAAUGCAUGAAUGUUAAAGCCCUGUCAAAUGAGCGCAACAUGUCAACGCAACAUAUUACGACACUGCUGUACACAACAUGUUACCACAUUUGGUUAUUCUGGUGCAAUAUUUUGAAAUAUAUUGGAUGGUGCACGUGCAAUAGGGUGGAAAACGUGUGCAACAUGUUUUGUGCAUGCAAUAAUGUUGAGUUUGGCCGGGCCUUUAAUUUAACAAUGUCUUUCCCCAAAUAAUGAAUGCAAAGAACAUUAGAUGUAACUGAAACUAAUUCCUGGCAAAGUAAAUAAACAUCAAAUCGUCAAGAUAUGUCGCA
Messenger RNA from Orbicella faveolata, 1980 nucleotides. RefSeq lists its product as uncharacterized. The record is from RefSeq and is a predicted model, not a curated record. NCBI's taxonomy places the organism in Eukaryota, Metazoa, Cnidaria, Anthozoa, Scleractinia, Merulinidae.